GAAGAACUUCAUUUUCAUUUCGAGUUUCUUCUCCUAAAAAAUUUUGCGUUACCGAUUUCAACUUUCGUCAUAUUUCUUUUUCAAAAUUUCUGAGAUAUUUCCUGCUCCACCGCUUUGGAGCCUCAAAAUUUGAAAGUCGUCAAUCUUAGUCUAAACUAAAUUUCAUGAGUGUAGAGUGUUACAUUGCAGCCCUCUCAAAUUUCCAUCAUCAGAUGGUCAAGUUUCUGUGGUACCUAAUACAUGGAUUAAAUGUGUGAGUGAUUUAUGUAAAGGAGACGUCUGAUAGACUCUACUGAUGGUGCCCGAAGUUCACGCUGAUAGAUCUGAUUGACUCAAGAUGAAGAUAGAAAACUCUAUGCCACCUCGCAGUGCACUUAGCCUAUCGUCUCAAAUCAAUUUGACCAACCAGAAAUUGAUUCACAUUAGUGCAGGCUUAACAGCUGUCAUCCUAUUCAAAUUACUGUUAGACAUUUUGUCUCUUAAUGUUUCUGAAAUUGCAGAUAGGCCAAAGUGUCCAUUUUGCUACGGAGAGGAAUUAUGUCCUAUCAUACAAAACAACUCAAUUAUAACAAACGCCUCAUUUUUAGACAGGAUUAUUUUCUAUGUCAACACAAAAAAGCCCAUUCGUGGGUACAUGAACAAUCAAGAUGUUGUCAUAAAAAAACUUGCAUCGUCUUCUGAGUUUAAGGAUCUGGAUCGGUUUAUAUGUGACAAAUUCUUCAGUCACUCGAACUCUACAGAAUGUUUCAGUAAACCUCUGAAAUAUUUUGCUGCACUCAAUCAUAUUUAUCAAUCAAGGAAUGUCAGUGACAAAUUGGUCUAUUGUGGAGGAGAUUCGUUCCCAGAUGUCAUGAACAUUUUGAAGAUCUCUGAUGAAACGCACAGCCCUACUGAUAGAAUUUUCCAGUAUUGGACUCAGGUCAAACUGAAUCCAGAGCCUUUGCUACUUCAAAUUUUAAAACCAGAGGAAGGCUGGCCUGUACCAAAAUACUUCGGAAGCUGUGGGAGACUGAUAGUUGUUGAACAUUGUGGGAAAGACCUCGCUGAGUUUCUGUAUGCUCCUCUGCCUGUAAGAAUGAAUCUAACUCUUCAAGUGUUGGACUUGGCUACCAAUUUCACUUUUGGUCACAAAGACUAUGCUUUUUACUUUACUGACAUCUCGCCAAUAAAUCUGGUCGUGGAUCAGAAGCACCGAGUUCGACUGGUAGAUCUUGAGCAUGUCAUCAUUUCUAAUAAAAAAUCUUCUAAAGGUUCUUCUGGUAAAAAAAGGAAUUUGGACACACCCCAUCUCUCAGAGCACAUCGAAUGUAAUGACUGCCUGGCAUUUUCAACUGAUAAAAUCUGCGAACAUUCCAUUAGCGAUCAUAACUUUUACGCAGUUUGCAAGGAAAUUUUUGGUCCUUCAACUCUUAUGCCUGGGGGCUUCUUACACUCUCCAUCAGAAUGUUUAAAGACCACACCUCCAGGUUUAUCUUUUUUAACAAAUAACUGCAUUCAACCAUCAGGCAAUUCCACAAGAUUGCAGACAGUUGAAGAUCUGAAGAACUUAAUCAAAAAAUGCCAGCUGUAAAAUUUCUGAAGAAUGUGUGAUCUCAGCACUGUGAUAUGUUUUGUGGGUUGAAGAAAAAGACAGACACGGGUUGACGAUCACAUAGCAAGAUUUAUUCAGUAAAACACGCAUACCAGGAAGGUUGUGCUGUUGAGCACUCUGGAUGACAAAAGACGAGUGAGCAUGGGCACAUGAAGGACAGACAAGGUUCCAUACAACGGUUAGACCGGUGGAGCAGGCAUUUCAAGAAUAACACAGUGAGAAUGUUUUGUGUCCAUGGUCAACAAAAGAAAUUCUCUUAUUUUCGUA
Messenger RNA from Bemisia tabaci, 1858 nucleotides. Lineage: Eukaryota; Metazoa; Arthropoda; Insecta; Hemiptera; Aleyrodidae. The record is from RefSeq and is a predicted model, not a curated record.